AUGAACAAAGCGCUGCCAAGCUACUCGGGCCCGUCCCCUGAGAGGUUGAGGCGACGAAAAGAUGUGGGAGUCGUGACAGCCUGUAUACUAUCCAUCCUCUUCUUCCUCUGUAUCCGGGGCACGGCAUAUUUCAACCUGUUCAACUCAACACCGUCUCAUGCGGCUUCUGCUGUCUCUCGCUGUCUAUCUCUUGAGCUUGCACCAGGCCCAUCUGCCGAUUUCCACAAGCGCAAGCAAUCCGACCGUUAUGUGCCUGGGACCAAGCCAUACCUUUUGAAGAAUGCGAGGAUAUGGACUGGGGCGGAGAAUGGCACGGAAGUCGUCGACGCAGACAUCUUGCUCGACAAGGGCCUGAUCAAGGGCAUCGGUCACGUUCGUCAGUCGACGCUGCAGGCGUACAAGGAUGACCUCGUAGUCAUAGACGUCAGAGGCUCCUGGGUGACGCCUGGAAUUGUUGACCUGCAUUCCCACCUUGGGGAUGCUUCUAGUCCUGAGCUUGACGGCGCGAGCGGAGACGAUAACUCCUUGAAGGGGCCCAUUCAGCCGUGGCUUCGAGCUCUAGACGGAUUAAACACUCAUGACGCGUCGUACGAACUCUCUAUCUCUGGCGGUGUUACCACUGCACUCGUCCUGCCGGGCUCUGCGAAUGCCAUUGGGGGGCAAGGGUUCACAAUCAAGUUACGCAAGACACCUGAGCGCUCACCCACCUCAAUGCUCUUGGAACCUCCGUACCAAAUCAAUUCGUCCUUCCUGGAGACAGCAGAGCAUCCCAGAUGGCGCCAAAUGAAACAUGCUUGCGGGGAGAACCCUAGUCGGGUGUAUGGCUUCACUCGCAUGGAUACAAUUUGGGCCUUCCGUGAAGCUUACAACAAGGCCAAGCAGAUCAAGGAAGCGCAGGAUGCGUACUGCGUCGAUGUUCGUGCCAAGAAUUGGGAUGCCCUCAAGGAUAAGUCCUACCCCGAAGAUUUGCAAUGGGAAGCACUCGUCGAUCGUUUUAGUCGGCUAGACCGCAUCCAGGUUCAAGUCCAUUGCUACGAGACCGUAGACCUCGAUGACAUUGUACGGCUUUCGAAUGAAUUCCAAUUCCCUAUUGCGGCGUUCCACCACGCCCAUGAGGCAUACUUGGUUCCUGACACACUGAAGAAGACUUACGGACAACCACCAGGCGUUGCCAUGUUUGCCACGAACGCAAGGUAUAAACGCGAGGCUUACCGUGGGUCUGAGUUUGCUCCUCGCAUCCUUGCAGAGAAUGGACUCAGAGUCGUCAUGAAAAGCGAUCAUCCAGUCCUAGAUUCUAGGUAUCUGCUCUAUGAGGCUCAGCAGGCAUACGUGUACGGUCUUCCAGACAACCUGGCCAUUGCUGCGGUUACCAGCACGCCAGCUGAGAUCAUGGGAAUGGGACACCGUGUUGGCUAUGUGAAGGAGGGUUGGGAUGCUGAUCUCGUCAUUUGGGACAGCCACCCGCUCGCUCUCGGUGCAACCCCAAAGCAGGUAUUCAUUGACGGCAUUCCGCAGCUGGAGACCCCACACGUUGUGAAUAAGCCGGCGGCCUGGCAGCAGAGGCCGAGAGUGCCGAACUUCGACAAGGAGGCUGCGGACGCUGUGAAGUACGAAGGUCUCCCACCGUUGACCCCAGCAAAGUCAGACUCCGGUGUCGUCUUGUUUACAAACGUCAAGAGCGUUUACAAGCGCGCAGGUGGUGAUGUGCAAGUAGCCUAUACUUCCGGAGAUGCCGACCUUGGGGUGGUAGUUGUCCACAACGGCGUCAUCGCAUGCUCGGGGGGAUACAAGUCUUGCGUUACUCCGGCCCUUUUGGGUAGCGCCGAAGUUGUGAACCUGCAAGGCGGUUCCAUCGCACCUGGACUGGCUACCUAUGGCUCCCAACUCGGCCUACAAGAGAUCAGCGCAGAAUCAUCGACCAUCGACGGCUACGUGUAUGAUCCGCUCCUUCAGAAAGUCCCCGCUGUCCUGGGUGGAGACGGUGCCCUUGUUCGUGCCGCUGACGGGUUGCAGUUUGGAAGCCGCGAUGCCCUUUUGGCAUAUCGUGGAGGCGUUACGACCGGAAUCGUCGCCCCAACUCACCGACGUUUCUACGCGGGCCUGAGCACAUCAUUCUUCACCGGCGCACCACACAAGCUUGAGGAAGGUGCAGUGAUACAGGACGUGAAUGCUCUUCACGUCACCGUGCGCCACUUCGGAAGCAUUCCAAGUAUCAGCACACAGAUUGCCGUGCUCCGUAAGCUGCUCCUUGAGCCAGGUGAAGGGGAAGCUGGCGAGUGGUUCGAGGAAGUCAGAGAGGGUCGAGCGACAUUGGUCGUCGAGGCAGACAGCGCAGAUGUGAUUGCAACUCUGAUUCUUCUCAAGAGAGAGGUGGAGGACGAAUUCGGCAGUACUGUGAAGAUGACUAUCACUAGCGCUCUCGAGGCACAUAUCCUCGCCAAGGAAAUUGCUGAGGCCAACAUUGGCAUUGUUCAGGUGCCAGCACGACCAUUCCCCACGACUUGGGAGAGACUGAGAAUCCUUCCCGGACACCCUCUCACGGAAUAUAGUUCACUUGCUGUCCUGCUAUCUCAUAAUGUCACUGUCGGCAUUGGCAUUGAGGAAGCAUGGAGUGCUCGCAAUACUCGCUUCGAUAUCGGCUGGGCUGCAGUCGAGGCCGGUGGAUUCAUCACCAAAGAGCAAGCGAUCGCUCUUGGCUCUACUAACGUCGAGAAACUGCUCGGCGGCGAUAUCGAUAGUGAAGAUGUACAUGACAUGGUGGUCACAGAAGGCGGCGACUUGCUGGACUUUGAGAGCAAAGUUGUCGGCGUCAUCUCACCAAGACGCAGAACUGUAGAUCUGUUUUGA
Postia placenta MAD-698-R-SB12 is the source of this 2847-nucleotide messenger RNA. RefSeq lists its product as hypothetical. Gene Ontology annotation, cellular component: cytoplasm. Bases 1 to 2847 code for a protein of 948 amino acids. NCBI's taxonomy places the organism in Eukaryota, Fungi, Basidiomycota, Agaricomycetes, Polyporales, Adustoporiaceae. Gene Ontology annotation, molecular function: allantoinase activity. The transcript has 18 exons. Gene Ontology annotation, biological process: purine nucleobase catabolic process. The record is from RefSeq and is a predicted model, not a curated record.